GGCCAAUGUCACCUCUGCCAGCUUCACAUGCGAGGUCCACAAGAUGGCUGCGACGGUUCGGAAGUUCGAUUUGAGCUUAUCCUGCGACCGCGAGCCUUAUCUUUUAUCGUCAUGUUUUUCCACGCCUCAUUUCUUGGCUACAUAUAUUCCAGCUUAGCAAUCCUUGUAAUCUUCCAGAACAGCAUUAUUGACAGCGGUCUGGAAGAAUUGACAUCUUGGCUCCUGCCUCGUUUGAUUAUCAUGAUGUUAUUCACAGUCGCAUUGGCGCCAUGGGUAAGCAAGCAAUGGCAAGAGUUGUCAAGCAACGCCAUGCUACAUUGUUACCCCUCUUCUACAACAUCAAGCAUCUCUUACUUGGCGACAAGAGACCCAACGAACAGCCAAUCAUUACCAUACUCUCUAUCUGCAAAGUGCCUGUACCUGGAACAGGCACAACCUAUGACACUGCACCUUGCACAGGGGAACAUAUUGUGCCUCAUUCGGAAUGCCUCGUGGUGGGGUACUUCCAUAGCUAUGGAAACUUGGGCUUGUCAUAGGCAUGCAAAAUUCUGAGAACCAGAGAUGGGUAUAAAGAUACCAUGCUAUCCUCGCUCACAAAUCCUGUCUCGCAUCCUUCCCGAAGUUUAAUCUGAUCGACCAGUUCAUGAUGAAGUCAAUUCAGACACUAGUUGCUUUUGGCGCAUUGGCAUCUACUGCCCUUGCAGCACUACCUUUGGUGGAGUCUAACAAACUCCGCAGAGUAUUGCUUCGAUCGGAGCUCGUGAAGAAAUCCGAAACCUUACUCUCCUUCGCAGAUGACAAUACUCGUCGAGCAGCAACUUCGGGCCACAACAAGACUGUUGACUGGAUUGUGGACACUCUCUCCGCAUACCCAGACUACUAUGAUGUUGAGGUUCAACCUUUCACCAUGCCCGGUGGAAAGGCUGUCUUCUCCGCCAAUGGUCAAACACUGCUUGCAGACUACAUGAUCUACAGCCCUGAAGGAUCAGUUUCGGCCCCGAUGGUUCUCGUGAACAACCUUGGAUGCGAUGCCGCAGAUUUUCCAGCAGCAGUCGCUGGUUCAAUUGCUUUCAUCAAGCGAGGAACCUGUCCUUUUGGCUCAAAGGUAGCUCUUGCUGGGUCAGCAGGUGCGGUUGGCACGAUAAUCUACAACAAUGUGGUCGUAAGACUCGCAGACCGUACUCUUGAGCCCCAAGAAACCCAUCCAGAAGGGCCCUUCCAACCCGCAGCCGGUGUGUCUGAUACUGUCGGAGCCACGCUACUGAGCUUGCUCGGUGCUGGACCAGUCACUGCUUCUCUCUCAAUUGACUUGUCUGAUGUCACGAGCUAUAAUGUCAUUGCACAGACCAAGGGAGGUGACCAAAACAAUGUUCUACAUGUUGGUGGUCACUCUGACUCUGUUAUUGAUGGACCUGGUAUCAACGACAAUGGCUCAGGAUCAAUCGCCCUUCUUGAGAUCGCGAUCCAACUCACCAAAUAUAGCGUAAACAACGCCAUUCGCUUCUCAUGGUGGUCCGGAGAAGAACAAGGCGAGAUCGGCUCAUACUACUACGUCGAUUCCUUGUCCCCUGAGGAGCUCGCAAAAAUUCGGCUCUAUUUGAAUUUCGAUAUGAUUGCUUCGCCCAAUUAUUACUACGCCAUUUAUGAUGGUGAUGGAAGUUCAUUUGGGACCGCUGGUGCACCAGGUUCUGCCCAGGCCGAGAAACUUUUCGAAGACUUCUUCCAAUACGAAGAGCACCUCCCAUUUGCAUCCACGGCAUUCGAUGGCCGUUCCGACUACGGGCCCUUCCUCGAAGUUGGUGUCCCCUGCGGUGGACUCUUCACCGGAGCCGAGCAGCUCAAGACUGAAGAAGAAGCCGCUCUCUUUGGAGGUACUGCUGGCGUUGCGUAUGAUGUCAACUACCACAGUGCGAAGGAUGAUGUUAAAAACCUGAAUAUUGGUGCGUUCUUGCAUAAUGCGAAGGCCAUUGCACAUUCUGUUGCGACAUAUGGUAUUUCUUGGGAGGGUAAGUACGGGGUGCCUGCUAGAACGAAGAGGGAUAUCAUCACUCGGAAGCAGAUUGUGUCAAGAAAAUCGAGUGAGAGGUUUACUUUCUAAGUGUUGGAUCAUGGUACGACCUUGCAGAAUGGCAACAAAUAGCAGACAAAGCAGGACUGGAGUGAAUGUGGCGGAAUAUCAUUCACAGUUUUGCCUUGAU
Molecule: messenger RNA, 2198 nt
Organism: Cadophora gregata
Lineage: Eukaryota; Fungi; Ascomycota; Leotiomycetes; Helotiales; Ploettnerulaceae
Product: Leucyl aminopeptidase yscIV
Exons: 4
Coding region: 644-2098 (484 amino acids)
Biological process (GO): proteolysis
Molecular function (GO): metalloexopeptidase activity; aminopeptidase activity
Source: RefSeq, a predicted model, not a curated record